Messenger RNA from Tripterygium wilfordii, 1245 nucleotides. Its product is annotated as exosome complex component RRP42. The transcript is spliced from 8 exons. The coding region runs from base 200 to 1063 and encodes 287 amino acids. Gene Ontology annotation, biological process: exonucleolytic trimming to generate mature 3'-end of 5.8S rRNA from tricistronic rRNA transcript (SSU-rRNA, 5.8S rRNA, LSU-rRNA); nuclear polyadenylation-dependent mRNA catabolic process; U5 snRNA 3'-end processing. NCBI's taxonomy places the organism in Eukaryota, Viridiplantae, Streptophyta, Magnoliopsida, Celastrales, Celastraceae. The record is from RefSeq and is a predicted model, not a curated record. Gene Ontology annotation, cellular component: nuclear exosome (RNase complex); cytoplasmic exosome (RNase complex).
GCAUACGGCUUCCCUGGCCGCCAUAAAUCCUUGCUACUCUCGCUCUCUGCGUGUAAAAGCAAAAGUGAAGAAGAAGUAGGAGCGACUGAUGUGCUCAGUGGCUGCUUGAAGCGAACAGAAACCCUAAGUAUUUUCGCCAGUCAAAAGAACAAGAGAACUCCUAUUAAGCGAAGUUGAUUAUUUUCUUACAUUACCAGAAAUGGUGGGCCUCUCUGUUGGAGAAAAGCGUUUUAUACAGGGUGGCAUUGCUCAAGACCUUCGGUCUGAUGGUCGGAAAAGGUUAACCUAUCGGCCCAUUUAUGUUGAAACCGGAGUUAUUCCUCAGGCAAAUGGCUCUGCAAGAGUGAAAAUGGGUGCAACAGAUGUUAUUGCCUGUGUGAAGGCCGAGCUGGGAAGGCCAAGUCCAUUGCAACCUGAUAAAGGGAAGGUUGCUAUAUUUGUUGAUUGCAGCCCAACUGCGGAGCCUACAUUUGAGGGUAGAGGAGCUGAGGAGCUUUCCGCAGAACUCUCAGUUGCUCUUCAACGUUGUCUCUUAGGUGGUAGAAGUGGAGCAGGGGCUGGAAUUGAUCUUUCGUCUUUAGUUAUCACGGAAGGAAAAGUUUGCUGGGAUCUGUAUAUUGAUGGUCUUGUUGUCAGUUCAGAUGGAAACCUUUUAGAUGCUCUUGGAGCUGCUAUUAUGGCUGCUUUGAGCAAUACGGGGAUCCCAAGAGUCCUUGUAGCAGCCAGUGCAUCGCCUGAUGAGGAACCCGAGGUUGACAUCAGUGAUGAAGAAUAUCUUCAGUUUGACACGAGUGGGGUUCCGGUUAUAGUUACAUUAACAAAGGUGGGCAGACACUAUAUUGUAGACGCGACUUCAGAAGAGGAAUCCCAAAUGAGCUCUGCUGUUUCUAUCUCGAUCAAUAGGCAAGGCCAUAUAUGCGGGUUGACCAAACGAGGAGGGGCAGGCCUAGAUCCAAGCAUCAUUGUAGACAUGAUAUCUGUGGCAAAACAUGUAAGUGAGCAGCUGAUGAAUAAAUUGGACUCUGAAAUAUCUGCUGCUGAAGCUGAUGAGGAUGAGUUGUAAGCAUGGAUAUUACUCUUUCUUUACAGAGUUUGAAUUGAAAACUACAUUUGACAGAGAAAGAAGUUGGCUCUGCUGUUUGUGUGCUGAUGCCUGAAGGAUAUGCAAGGACUUAAGACUUGACACUCUGUUGUAAACCUAUUACCAGUUUAAUUUGACCAUUUUGGCUUAUUGUUAAAGCUCAA